Molecule: messenger RNA, 1182 nt
Organism: Fomitopsis serialis
Lineage: Eukaryota; Fungi; Basidiomycota; Agaricomycetes; Polyporales; Fomitopsidaceae
Exons: 4
Coding region: 1-1182 (393 amino acids)
Source: RefSeq, a predicted model, not a curated record
AUGGACGAAACCAUUACAAAGAAAGACAAUACCAUUACCACAAAAGACGCCUCCAUCAGCCUGUACACCAAGGAGAUGGCCGUUGAGUUUCACAAAUUGAUGAAGACAACUGUCAGGCGUUACUAUCAGUGUGUACACCAAUGCACCAAAACACAGACAGAAUGUGCCAAAUCAAAGACAGGAAGCAACAUUGAAGCCCUCAUGGAUUCUCUGGCACUGUACGCCAUUGUACACACCGCUACUGCGCGCCACUAUGCUGCGGCCAUUGGUGCUACAGUGGGACACAAAUUGAUUGUUCACGGCCAUUACCAAAAUGCUGAGGAAGACGACCUCAGCCUGGAUGAGGCGGAAACACAGGGCUUGCCUGAGAUACCACUGUAUCAGUGCUUCUGGGAAUGGCUGCUGCUCCUGGCAGCCAGCGCUGGAGACUUUGUGUGCAUUCAUAAGGUCACCGGCACAUUUCCCACCAAGAUAUUGCUCAUGAUGAUGAAACAGGCAGUCCCCAAGCUCUUACCUUGGGAUGACCUUAUGGUACAGAUCUUAGAAGGUGCACCCGGGGAUGAGCGUAUGGAUUUUACACAGGGAGAGCAGUACCACCAGUCGGUGCGCUUGCUCUACCCGAGGCUGUUCAGUGGAACAGUCCAUGCCAAGGCAUACCUUGCUGCCUUGCUGAAACUCGAUGAAUCACGGACUGCUAGUGAGAUUCACAUCAGGGUCUCAAAGUGCUGCUGCCCAUUCUGCGCGCCCUUUGUUGACACAAUGAACAAGUCAACGGGCUUGACAUUUAUGCUCCAAGAUGAGCACAAGCACAUCACGGGCUGUGCAGUACCACCCUUCUCCAAGGACAAAGUGGUCCAGGCGAUGAUCAGCGAGUACCGCCCGCUAUUGAGGACCAGAAUCCUAGCAAGGCUGACAAGCAAGUGGAGGAAGGAGGAGAACCAGGUGCUGCAAGAGGUACAGGAGAACCGGGUGCUGCAGGAGAAGCGGGAGAAGCAGGCGUAUUCUAGCCUUUCAGUUGACAGCUGGCGUCAGUCUAGCAAGGCGUUGGUUGGGGAAGCUGUAGGCACAUACCUCAUGAUAGUAGUGGGAAAAAGGCUUGAUCAAGGUGUCUGGAAAACCUUCAGGGCUCUCUUCAAAAAGAAUGGUAGGUGUUCUCAUCUGAAGACUGCUGCACGGACCUGA